Aspergillus mulundensis is the source of this 345-nucleotide messenger RNA. Its product is annotated as SBDS family protein. The transcript is spliced from 3 exons. Lineage: Eukaryota; Fungi; Ascomycota; Eurotiomycetes; Eurotiales; Aspergillaceae. Bases 1 to 345 code for a protein of 114 amino acids. The record is from RefSeq and is a predicted model, not a curated record.
AUGCGCGCCAACGACCCUUCCUCCAAGGUCUUCUACAAGGGCAAGUCCGACGACUUCAUCGUCUUUGUCGAGGACCCCGCCACACUCAAGAACUGGAAGAACGACUCCACGAUCCCUCUCUCUGACGUCGUCAACGGGUGGAAGAUCUUCGUCACUCACAAGCACGGAUCCCAAGGCAUCUACGACGGCGCAAGCAAGUCCUCGCUCGAGAACGAGUUCGGCACGCACAACGAUGAGGAGUGCGUGAAGAAGAUCCUGGAGCAUGGUGAACUGCAGGGGUACACUCAACGGGAACGCGGCGGCGACACCAACAUCUCAAACGGACCUCAGGGCCAGCUGCCUUAG